This is a messenger RNA of Jaminaea rosea, 1352 nucleotides long. RefSeq names its product ferredoxin reductase-like protein. The record is from RefSeq and is a predicted model, not a curated record. Bases 200 to 1138 code for a protein of 312 amino acids. NCBI's taxonomy places the organism in Eukaryota, Fungi, Basidiomycota, Exobasidiomycetes, Microstromatales. Gene Ontology annotation, molecular function: oxidoreductase activity. The transcript is spliced from 5 exons.
CGCCAAUGGCAGACGAGACGAGAGGAGAGCAUAAGCAUCCUUCCGUCAUCGAUCUCUGCGAGGAGCGAGGACUUCCACUCGCUACGUUACUCAUCGCCACCGCGCUACCGCUAGGCUGUUUGUAGAGUCGAUCGGAGACUUGCUCUUUUCUUCCCUUCUCUGUCAUCCAUCUUCAUACCCUCUUGCCCCUGCCGCCACCAUGGAAAUAGACAAAGCCGCCCUUUACCAACCGCUAGAUCGCAUCCGCGAGUAUGUCGGCGGGGUCAGCUACCUCAAUUUGGACAGUCACUACUUCGAAGCAAUCCGUACUACACCCAUGCUUCUAGCCUUCUCUGUUGGAGCCUUGAUCACUGCCUUGUCCAUCUUUCGCCUCAAUUAUGGCAAGGCCAAGCCGACCCUUGACCCUACGACAUGGCAGCGUUUCCCUCUUGUGGAGAAGGAGGAGAUCUCACCUAACACGGCGAGAUAUCGCUUUCAGCUGCCCAAGAAAGACAGCAUGCUGGGGCUGCCCAUUGGACAGCAUUUGAGCGUGCAAGUGGACGUCAAUGGGAAGAUGGUACAGAGAAGCUACACUCCCACGACCAGUGAUGAUGAGGUCGGCUUCUUCGAUCUCGUAGUCAAGACCUAUCCAGACGGGGCUGUCUCCUCGUACAUUGGCUGCAUGCGUAUGGGCGAUCUACUCGAAGUGAAAGGCCCCAAGGGCCAGAUGCGCUACCACGCCGAGCUGGCAAGAGAGAUUGGCUGCAUUGCUGGCGGCACAGGAAUCACUCCCAUCCUUCAAGUGAUCAGGCAGAUCCUCAAGGACCCGGAUGACAACACGCGCGUGAGCUUCAUCUACGCUAAUGUCACCGAAAAGGAUAUCCUUCUCAAGCAAGAGCUUGAUGACCUGGCGGCGAAGCACGACCAAUUCAAGGUCCACUACUUCCUCGGCAAGCCCCCCGACGGUUGGACCGGCGGCAAGGGGUUCAUCACCAAGGAGGCCAUCGAUGAAUACCUGCCGUCCCCGAAGCAUGAUUCCAAGAUUCUCAUGUGUGGCCCGCCACCGAUGAUCGACGCAUGCAAGAAGCAUUUGGACGAGCUGGGCUUUGCCAAGCCGAGGCCAAUGAGCAAAAUGGAUGAUCAGGUGUUCUGCUUUUAAGCGGCGACUCAAGCUCGAUGGGACCUGCUGGAUGGCGAUAGGCGAUAUGUGCUGUAGGAAAGGGAGUGUGGAGCCCUUGUGGCGUUGAUAGUAUCGAUCAUGGUGAUUCGAAUGCCCCGCAGGGCCUGCGACUGACGUCUUCUCGGCGCCUGAUAUACGUGGGGGCUGCUAUUCUUAUGAGUGGAGUUGUUUAAUCAUAAGUGAUGACCAAGUG